Messenger RNA from Aspergillus terreus NIH2624, 402 nucleotides. Its product is annotated as DNA-binding protein. Gene Ontology annotation, cellular component: cytosol; nucleus. Bases 1 to 402 code for a protein of 133 amino acids. NCBI's taxonomy places the organism in Eukaryota, Fungi, Ascomycota, Eurotiomycetes, Eurotiales, Aspergillaceae. Gene Ontology annotation, molecular function: DNA binding. The record is from RefSeq and is a predicted model, not a curated record. The transcript is spliced from 4 exons.
AUGGCCGACGCGGAGCUAGAGGAGAUCAGGCGGGCACGCCUUGCGCAGCUGCAGCAACAAGGGGGCGGUCGAGGCGCUGGCGGAGACAACCAGGAAGAACAGAGAAAGCAAGCCGAAGCUGAACGUCGAUCGGCGAUCCUGAACCAAAUCCUCGAGCCCGAAGCCGCCGACCGUCUGGGCCGCAUUCGCCUUGUGAAGGAAUCCCGGGCCGCGGAUAUCGAAAACCGCCUGAUCAUGCUGGCCCAGACGGGCCAACUGCGCCAGAAGGUCUCCGAGGACCAGCUUAAACAGCUCUUGAACGCUGUUGCCGAGAACCAGCGCAAGGACGAGGAGGAACACAAGAUUGUGAUCAACCGUCGGAAAGGAGGAUGGGACGAUGAUGAUGACCUGUUGGAUCUGUGA